Molecule: messenger RNA, 664 nt
Organism: Eublepharis macularius
Lineage: Eukaryota; Metazoa; Chordata; Lepidosauria; Squamata; Eublepharidae
Gene: ZNF706
Product: zinc finger protein 706
Exons: 4
Coding region: 131-361 (76 amino acids)
Source: RefSeq, a predicted model, not a curated record
UGGCUGGCGGAGGGACAGGCGGACGGGCAGACAGACGGGCUCCUCCAUCCUCUUGGGCAGGCGGCGGCAGCUGCUGCUGCUGCUGGGCCGCGCGGAGCCUUCCGUAGCCUUCGAGUGACGCCUGGCAGAUAUGGCUCGUGGACAGCAGAAGAUCCAGUCACAGCAAAAAAAUGCCAAAAAGCAAGCUGGACAGAAAAAGAAACAAGGCCAUGACCAGAAGGCUGCAGCAAAGGCUGCUCUAAUAUACACCUGCACUGUCUGUAGGACACAAAUGCCAGAUCCCAAGACCUUCAAACAGCACUUUGAGAGCAAGCAUCCGAAGACUCCUCUUCCUCCAGAAUUGGCUGAUGUUCAGGCAUAAAAUUUGCAGGUGAAUUCAUGGAUCCUGUUGACUCUUCUACUGUCAGACAUUGCAUAACAAACCUGCAGCUGCUUUUCUAACAAACUGUUGAUCAGCAAAAAUGAAGGGGCUAUGGAAACAUUCAUAUUUUUAUGCUGUUCCUCUUGGGCUUUAUGUAAAGACAAAUCUAUAACUGUACAGUUGUGCCCUACUUGGAAAUCUGAAAAUUGGUUCAUUCUUAAAUUUUUUACAGUUGUAAUUAUAUUGAUGUUCAUAUUGUGUAAAAUAACUCAUUUAAUAAAAUAGUACUUUGAUUUUACAAUA